UCACCAGCUGUUUCGAUACACUUUCGAGUCAUUGUUUCAAGCUGUUGCCCAUUCACUACUUUGUAGUUUGGAUGACAGCUCUGCGAGUGAGCGCUUCGUGGAAAUUUGUUCAUUUUUAGCUUCAGUCCGAAACUCUAGGAGACCUUUCUGUUAAACGGGCCACCCUGCUGAACGGCUGAAAUCCUCCUGGCGAGUCUAAUUUGGAGGCCGAGGCAGCAGCGGGUUAGCCGGGCAGAAGAAGCCGCGUUGGAGGGCUCCACUGCUGGGGGAGCCUGACACUGAUGCUCGGUUAGCGCAACAUUUUGAGAGGCAGGUUUAAAAACAUAUAUCGGAGACCAUGUCACACACAGGACCACCUCCUCGAUGGCUACACUGCCCUAGAAGAGGACAACCUGUGGCUGGUAAAUUCCUACCAAUGAAAACCAUGUUGGGUCCCAGAUAUGAUGACUUGGUUCCAGAGGAAAACAGAUUCCACCCGAGUAUGCUGUCCAACUAUCUUAAAAGUCUGAAGGUCAAGAUGGGCUUGCUUGUUGACCUAACAAACACAACCCGCUUUUAUGACCGAACAGAGAUCGAGAAAGAAGGGGUAAAAUACGUAAAGCUUCAGUGCAAAGGCCAUGGGGAAUGUCCCACUGCAGAGACGACAGAGAUGUUCAUCAGAUUAUGUGAGCACUUCAUGCAGAAGAAUCCCACUGAGCUCAUAGGUGUCCACUGUACCCAUGGCUUCAAUCGGACCGGCUUUUUGAUCUGCGCCUACCUAGUGGAGAAAAUGGACUGGAGCAUUGAGGCGGCCGUAGCCGCGUUUGCCCAGGCGCGCUCACCUGGCAUCUACAAAGGAGACUACCUGAAAGAGCUCUUUCGGCGCUAUGGUGACGUAGACGACACGCCCGCUGCCCCCAAGCUCCCCGACUGGUGUUUUGAGGACGACAACGACGGUGAUGUCGAUGAUGACGGGAACGUGAUUAGUCAAGAGUCUGGACCGAGCUCAUCUGGCUCCAAUCCAGGCAAGAAGAAGAAAGAGAAACUGAAAUUGGGGGCCGUGUUCCUGGAGGGUGUAUCGGUUAAAGGAGUGAAUCAGGUGACCACACAACCCAAACUGGGGCAGGUACAGCGGAAGUGCCAGGAGUUCUGCGAAUGGGAAAAGUCUGGGUUCCCCGGCGCUCAGCCCGUGUCGAUGGACAGGCGAAAUAUUCGUCUGUUGGAGCAGAACGGCUACAAGGUUAGCUGGAAGGCAGAUGGAACACGGUAUAUGAUGCUGAUUGAUGGCAAGAACGAGGUGUUCAUGAUCGACAGAGACAACUCAGUCUUCCACAUAGCCAACCUCGAGUUCCCCUUCCGGAAAGAUAUGAACACCCACCUCUCCAACACACUGCUGGACGGGGAGAUGAUAAUCGACAAAGUGAACGGACAGCCGAUCCCGCGCUAUCUCAUCUACGACAUCAUUAAAAUUAACGGCCAGCCGGUUGGUCAGUGUGACUUCAGCAGACGGCUCCUGUGUAUAGAGAAGGAAAUAAUCUUCCCUCGUUCGGAGAAAAUAAAGAUGGGACAGAUCGACAAAACUAAGGAGCCUUUCAGCGUCAGGAACAAGCCAUUCUUCGACCUUAACGCAGCGCGGAAGCUCCUGGAGGGCAGUUUCACCUCCCAGGUCAGUCACGAAGUGGAUGGACUUAUCUUCCAGCCCAUCGGAAAGUAUAAGCCGGGCCGAUGCGAUGACAUUCUGAAGUGGAAGCCUCCCAGCCUCAAUUCCGUGGACUUCCGACUGAAGAUCUCUAAGGUUGGAGGGGAAGGGUUGAUCCCUCAGACGGUAGGCCUGCUGUACGUCGGUAACUAUGACAUGCCCUUUGCACAGCUGAAGGUGUCAAAGGAGUUGAAGCAGUACGAUAAUAAGAUCAUCGAGUGCACAUUCAAAAAUAACUCCUGGGUUUUCAUGAGGCAGAGAAUAGACAAGAGCUUCCCCAACUCCUAUGAUACAGCGAUGGCUGUGUGCAACAGUAUCCAGUAUCCGGUCACUAAGGAAAACCUCCUGGAGUUCCUGGACCGCUGCGCCCAGAGCCAGUCCCGGAAACACCAUUCGGACCUGGAUGCCCAGCUCAUGCCCCCUCCCCCUCCAAAGAGACCCAACCACGGCUUACCAUAGCGUGGGACAGGUUUGAGUUGCGCUAGUGUAGCAAGAUUUGUGUUUUGGAUUUUUUUUUAUUAUUAUUAUUUGUAUCUCCAAACCAUCAUCGAUCAUCACCGGAAAACCAGCCGAUGGCAUUUGUGAGACAUUUGCGCCGUAACAUUUCGCAGCUUCGUCACUUUCCGAACUCUCAAAAAAAAAACAUCUACCAGGCAGCAGACGCUGCACUGCUUUGAAAUCUCUUUAAAAUGAUGUGGAGAUCCUUGUCUGAGCUUUCAGAGCUGUGACAAGGUCUUGUUUAAAUAAUAAAUAAAUAAAUGUGUUACACUGA
Molecule: messenger RNA, 2450 nt
Organism: Colossoma macropomum (tambaqui)
Lineage: Eukaryota; Metazoa; Chordata; Actinopteri; Characiformes; Serrasalmidae
Gene: rngtt
Product: RNA guanylyltransferase and 5'-phosphatase
Exons: 16
Coding region: 338-2137 (599 amino acids)
Biological process (GO): 7-methylguanosine mRNA capping; protein dephosphorylation
Molecular function (GO): mRNA 5'-triphosphate monophosphatase activity; mRNA guanylyltransferase activity; ATP binding
Source: RefSeq, a predicted model, not a curated record